Lasiosphaeria miniovina is the source of this 825-nucleotide messenger RNA. RefSeq lists its product as uncharacterized. The transcript has 3 exons. Bases 1 to 825 code for a protein of 274 amino acids. The record is from RefSeq and is a predicted model, not a curated record. Lineage: Eukaryota; Fungi; Ascomycota; Sordariomycetes; Sordariales; Lasiosphaeriaceae. Gene Ontology annotation, molecular function: oxidoreductase activity.
AUGUCAGAUCGAAUCAAGCAAAUCGCCAACCAGCUCAACUACCCCAAGGGGCUUUUGGCUAGCCAAGUCGCUAUCAUAACCGGCUCUAGCCAAGGUAUCGGCGCCGAGUGUGCGAGGCUGUUUGUGAACGAGGGGUCGAGGGUGAUUGUUUCAGACAUCGAUGCCGCAAAGGCAAGCCAUGUCGCUGACAAGAUCAGAGGCAACGGGGGCGAAGCGGUCGCCGUUCCCGGAGACCUGCUUAGGGAUGAGUACAUCAAGGAGCUUUUUGGGAAGGCAGCAGAAUUUGGAGGCGGCAAGAUCCAUACUAUCGUGAACAAUGCUGGCUUCACAUGGGAUGCCGUAAUCCACAAGAUGACGGAUAAGCACUGGGAAACCAUUGUAGCUCUCCAUGCCACGGUGCCCUUCAAGCUUGUCCGCGAGGCAGCGCCUUAUUUCCGUACAAAGGACGGCGAGCCCCGAAAUAUCCUUAAAAUAUCGUCCACUUCGGGACUUCAUGGCAAUGCUAGCCAAAUUAACUACGCAAUAGCUAAGGCCGGAGGCGUUGGGCUAACCAAAACGAUAGCCAAGGAAUGGGGCCCCGGAUUUGGCGUGAGGGCGAACACGGUCGCCUUUGGCCACAUUGAAACCCGGCUGACGGCUAACAAGGAGGCUGGAACUUUUGUCAAAAAACAGAAGGCUGGCGGCGUAGUGCCAUACAUAGACAUCCCGCUAAGGAGGCCGGGAUCAGCCACCGAAGCGGCCAGCACAAUCCUAGCAAUUGCCUCGCCGUUUAGUUCGCAUAUAUCUGGACAAACUAUCAGCGUGGCUGGAGGGAGGAAUAUGUAA